AUGGACGCCGCAGGCCCGAAGGCGAUUCUCACAUCCGACAACUUUCAUCAUGCACAAGAGCUCUCACGAGCGACCUCACCCGGCGGGGAGCCCGUUGCCGUAAAUGGCGAGGGUGAGCCCAUAGCCCGUGUGCGGCCUCGCACUUAUCCAUACUUCAAAUAUCUUCCGUACAAACCAGAGGAUGAGUCGGAGCGAAACCAGAACCUGCGAGAGAUCUUGAAUCAGCUUUACAUCGCAGUGGAGGCCGGCGACUUCAAUCCCGGAGCCGUACACUGGACACGCGAGCUCCGCGGCUGGCUGUCACUCAAAUUUGAUCCUACCCGAGCAGAACGCAUAAGUUUGGUGAAGCUAUACUAUGAGCUGGCACUUGCCCCUGGGAUUGAUCCCCAGGUUGCUGAACGCUUCUCGAGCAUGUUCAUGCUUCUCACAAAGCGCAAGCAUUACCUGAGACCCAUCAGCGAUCUGGUGUUAGAUUGGAAGCCACUUUACAAGGAACUGAAGGCCUUCGUCCUCCCCACCGAGUCCGGCCUCGUUCACUCGACCAACUUGAAAAGAAAUAUCAAGACCUUGACCAAGCUUUGCGCGUUCGCGCAAUUGUUCGUCGACCCAUGUGAACUCCCUGCUAUGCUCGAGGAAUUUUUGCCGCAUUACACCACAUCGUUCUCAGAGGGAGCCUUCGUUGUCGCAGGACUCAUUAAUUUGUUGCUUCCGACAUCGCCGCCCCCCCGAAUCUCGAGCCGAUCUCCUACCCCAAAACCACCUGCCUACCCAAUUCCAUCUUUGGUCUCUGACUCUCUGCCAGCUGGUCACAUUCCAUUCUCCGAGUAUGGUAUCUUCACAAAGGAACAGUCUGCGCUCAUCUUUACUGCAAUUCUGAGACUGUUGGAGAUUCCUGUCGGUCAGUCCACUUCUCCAUACAGUGCUCUCGUGGAUAUCUCUUCCGGACUUGGAAUUAUGCUUGACCGCGAUGGGCGCAAACAUCCCGUGGCUCAUCACAUUGCCCGAUGGAUAGUAAUGUCUCUCUCCCCUGCUUGCGUGGAUUCCGAGACAUCAGUUCUCACACAGUUGGAGGGUCUCAUACAAGCCGUAGAAACCUUCUUCCACCCCUCUAACUCCGGUGGCUGGACUAAGACCUUGUCCCAGCUGGUCUACUAUCUGACCGACUUCUUCGUUAUGCGUUGGAACCGCGAGCAGAGUGGAGAGUUAGAUAUUCCCCCUGAGCGGCGAUUGACUGAGCCCUUGAAGCGACGAUUCGUGCUAUGCAUCAGAGACGUGAUCUUUAUGGGCAUCUAUGCCAAGAGCAGCAGCGCAAUGACCUUUUCGCUUUCAACCCUCCAAGGUCUGGCCUACCUGGAACCCAAUCUUAUCUUGCCCGGUGCUCUACAGCGGAUUUAUCCUGCAUUGCAGGGUCUGGUUGAAGUGCACCGAACUACCUCCUCGCUCCGGGCCAUGCAGGUGCUAUCCCGCAUCAUUGUACGGACCAGGGGAUAUCGUUGCCACAUGACAACCCUCAUGGGUCUCGCCCUACCGGGUAUCGAUGCCAAUGACCUCGAAAAGUCACUCCACGCCCUUUCGUUCAUUCAAUCAGCGUGUUACAAUAUCCCUAUGUAUGAUCUCACCCAAGGACAAGAGAAUGUCAACUGCAACAUGCUCGCCAUGCAAUGGAUCUCGGGUGAGAUGGAAAGAAUGGAGGAACAAGGCGCAGACCUGGAGAUGAAUUAUGAUACUGAGCUGGAUGACGAGACAGAAGAAAUGAUCCUGCGUUCUUCAACAUGUGGUUUCGGAGACUUUAUAAUCUCCUUCUUGGGACGUGUGUUCACCUUGCUUGAGAACUUGCCGGACGUUUCCAGAGUCCGAAACGGAUCGCCCGAGGAAAAUAUUGUGAACACGCUGCCUGCCACAUUCAUGCCGCUACUUGCUUCAUUGUCCCCGGAAUACUACGACAUUGCACUCGGGAAAAUCGUCGAUUUCGUGUCUAACCACGUCAUUCACCAGGCGAGGGAUGCAAUGGCUUUCAUCUGCAAUGCUCUCUGCAAGGUCAACCCCGAAAAGGCUCUUAAGCGUUUCAUCCCGGUGUUGACUUCGGCUAUUCGGACCGAAAUUGAGGAAAACGGUGCUGGCUCGACCCGAACUACGGGGACAGAUGUCCUUCCUCGUGAUCGUGGUCUGGUUUGGAAUGUCAGUAUGCUCAGCAUGUGUGUUGUUCAUGUUGGAAGCGCUGUUAUCAAUCACCGCAAGGAACUGUUUGACAUCGCCGUUUACAUGCAACAAAACUGUCGCGGUAUUCCCACAGUUCACAUCUCCAACUUCAUCCACCAUCUUUUGCUCAACUUGACGGGAACAUACACGAACGAUUUCUCUCUGUAUGAGCCGUCCGUCGUUGCCAACGGUAUUGGACCCCAGCAUUGGAGCUACCAAGCCGAUGUGAAUAACCUUAACAUCAAGUGGCAUGUUUCCACACGUGAGGAAGUUGAGUUUGCCGUCGAUGUUUUCAAAAGCCAGACAGAAACAGCCUUGAAGCAAUUAUCUGCAUUGACUCAUGAAACAUCGAGCGUGAAACGUGAUGGAAGUGGCAAGGAUUGGUCAGAUGAGGUUACCCGUAACCUUGUCCUCAUACGACUCGUCUUGUCCGGAGUAUCUAUUCUCUUUGACCCGAAGGCAGCAUCGACCACCACGCAGGGACCCUCAAAUGGCGAUGUUGACAUGGCAGACGGUACCGGGGCCUCAGAAGCCAUGGAUUCAGACGCCGAUGUCGCACUGGAUAGCUCUGACGAUGGAAUCGUUCGACAGGCAUUUACAUACCCGACUGGUUACGCCCUCAAAGAAGGAGAUCCCUUGUAUACCGCGAUUCAUGAGCUUCGUGAGCGUACUGGGUGGGUCUUGCACGAAGUGCACCGCUUCUUGAGCGAAAACCAAGAGGAUGACGUUCCUUGCUUCGGUGCUUUGUACUCUGCCUUUAGAUCUUGGUUCGUCGACGUCGGCAUUGAAAGGUCUGCCCACGUCCUUGACCGAGUUACAAGACUUCUCGCAGCAGACAUUCACCCCUACAAGAUGAGCGGCAUGCGAAAGAAGUACCCCAGACCUUUACUUGUGCGCAGGGCCAAUGUGUAUCACCUCCAACGUCUUCGUCAUAACGCUGCUCCACGCCCACGAUCUAAGCUGGAUGAAAUCCUCCUCCUUGACAUAGCUGAAUCAUGUGUCUCGCUUUACACAGAGACACGUCGUAAUGCUCAGAAUGCAGGCGAGUCUGCCCUCAAGGCAGUUUACGGUGGAAGACUCCUCGUGAUCCCCCCUCUGCUCACGGCAUUGCAGAAGGGUAUCAAGGAAAACGACCAUGCCCGCAUCAAGGGCGCACUAUUCUCUCUUCUUCUGAGCAGCGUUGCCAAGACGGUUGGGCGGCAUUGGAAGUACACCCCUGCCCUUGUCAGGGCCUUCAUCGAUGCAAGCGCUGUUGAUAAGCCUUCUGUCCAGAAAAUCUGCUCCAGUGCUGUAUUCCAGGUGAUGGACUAUGGUCGCGCUAUGGAAAGAAUGGCAAUCUUGGAUCAAGAGAUCAUUGAAGCAAUCGCUCCUACCACGAAUGUGCGGGAGCAAAUCGACAAGAAGCGGGCUGUUGUGAAUAGCAAGCGUGCGGCAAUUGAGAAAAAGAAAGCUGAUCUCGCUGAAGAGCUUGUCAACCUUGCACGUGUGUCACACUGGAAGAUCGCUAGUCGUGCUGCAACCAUUGUGAUCACGAUGGGUCUUCGCUUCGAUUACAUCGCUAGUGAUAAUUUGCUUGAACUGAUGACGCUCGGCUCCAUCGACGAUCACCCUGGCUUGCGAGGCAUGUACUCUCAGGCUCUCAUUGCACUGUUCACCAUGAUCGACGUACGCGCCAUCUGCACUCACGACUACAAAAACUACAUCCUCGGCCAUCAACGAUUCCCGUCGAAGAUCAAGGUUGCAACAAAGCCUGAUGAACAAGGUUGGACUGAAGAGUAUCUGUCUAGCUUCGCAAAGCCCGAAGCUGAGUACUAUGUUGACCACGACUUCCCUGGCUGGCUCGUAUGGGGCAAAACUAUGCCAGCUUACAAGUCCAAUGUAGCUCGGGACAUUGAAUAUGAUGACGUCGAGUGGAAAGUGCGCACCAAGAUGGGCAAGCUGUUUACUCGCGAAUGGUUCUCCAAGUUCUUCAUGUACUUGAAGCAGGAGCCACGGGACCCAUCGGCUGAUAAAUUCCGCAUGUCAUGUGCCAUGAUGCUCCUCUAUGCAUUUGAACUCAUGAUCCGAGAUGAGCUCACGGAUGUCUCCUUUGAGGAAAUUCAGGAGGAAAUCAAGGGCGUCUUUGAAGAUGGCAGCGACAAGCACCAGCACCGUGCCACGGCUGAGAUUCUUGGUGCUCUGAUCUCAUCAGUCGCAGAUGUGGGUGUUGAGAAACGAACCAUGAUCUGGGAAUAUGCAUUCCCUAUCAUCCGAAAGAUCUUCACUGACGGCCUCACGCCGGAGAACUCCGGGUACUGGACAACCUUCCUCCACAUGAUCCUGCAAUGUCGCGACCCUCGCCGUGCCUGGCCUUUGGUUGAUUGGCUGUCUAGCUUCCGUCUUGAUAUGUCAACCAAUGCCGCCUUCAAGGAAAGCUCUAAGAUCAACCUGUUGCACCAGUGCAUCAUUGAUUCCGGCUGGCACUACCAGCUUGAAAAGCCUAUUGUGGAAGACUUCCUUGGGCAUCUGGACCACCCCUACAAGGGUGUCCGUGAGGCGAUGGGUCAAACUCUGGCAACGAUCUAUCGCACGCGGUACCACGAGUCAUACCCGGAUGUGAAGCACCUUCUAGAGGCCCAGAAAGCUUCUUCGUCAGUUGGUGACUACCCUUACGCGCCCAGCGAGGAUUUCUCCAAGGUGAUCCGUGGGGUUUUUACUCAGAUCGAGGAAUGGCGCAAAGUCAGAACUCCUGGGCAACAGACCCCCUCUUCUUACACUUCGGGCAGUAAGACUGUACUUCUCUGGCUGGAUUCGACACUGUCGUCCCAUGAGUGCACACAACUUGUCCCAUUCUUCCCUGACGUAUUCACUGCACAACUUCUACACAUGAUGGAUGUGAAGGAAGACCCAGAGCUUCAGUCUCUUGCAUACCACGUCUUCCGUCAUCUUCCCAACAUCCCCUACCCCGCCGAGAAGGAAUCACAAUUCAUUCAAUCCCUUAUUCGCAUUGGACAAACAUCUCCGUCAUGGCACCAACGUCUGCGCGUGAUGAUCAACAUCCAAAUCAUCUACUUCCGUCGCCUCUUCCUUCUCGACCAGGGAGACCGUGACAAGCUCUUCGAAUGCAUUGCCUCCAUGCUCGAGGACACUCAGCACGAAGUCCGUGCUGGUGCCUCAGCCACCCUCUCCGGCAUGAUCCGCUGCUCACCCGUCUUCCUGCGUGAAAAGAUGGUCAGCCGCUUCCAGACGCGCUUCACCAAGGCUCUGGCAGACAACCCUCUUCCCAAGAAACCGAAGAACCUCCGCCCCGGAGUCUCAUCUGCCGUUUCAUCGAACGCCGGAACCCCCACGCCCGAGCACAACCGUCUCAUCAUCGUUCGUCACGGUGCCGUCCUUGGUCUAGGUGCUCUGAUCCAAGCUUUCCCUUACAACAGUCCUCCGCCUCAAUGGAUGCCCGAGGCUCUGACUUCUCUCAGCAUUCGCGCUGCCAGUGACCCUGGUAUCGUGGGUUCGAGUGUCAAGUCCAUCAUCAGCGAGUUCAAGAAGACCAGGCAAGAUACUUGGCACAUUGAUGCAAAGGCCUUCACCUCGGAUCAGCUGGAAGAUUUAUCGGGAGUCUUAUGGAAGAGCUAUUUCGCGUGA
Molecule: messenger RNA, 5820 nt
Organism: Penicillium brevicompactum
Lineage: Eukaryota; Fungi; Ascomycota; Eurotiomycetes; Eurotiales; Aspergillaceae
Product: proteasome activator BLM10
Exons: 4
Coding region: 1-5820 (1939 amino acids)
Biological process (GO): proteasomal ubiquitin-independent protein catabolic process
Cellular component (GO): cytosol; nucleus
Molecular function (GO): peptidase activator activity; proteasome binding
Source: RefSeq, a predicted model, not a curated record